CGAUUUUGUUGGAUUGCUUCGGUCUGGAAUUUGGUGUCGGGAUCUGAUUCUGUGCUGUCUGCAAGCACCACGUCUCUUAUGCAACCACUUUUCUCUAUUCUUCAUCAUCUUCAAUCAAACUAUAGCUUUUCAUCUUCAAUCAAACUACAGUGCCCUGUCUUUUGUUCCGUAUAUUCAGUUCUACUUUCAAAUCGAUUUCUUCAUCCUUUUUAUUUCAAUUCUAUUUCUACUUUUUAUCUGUAUAUGUCAAUCGCCAAAUUUCCAGUUUGAUUGAGGGCUGUAGAUGUUUGGGAAUUUGGUCGAGGACAAGCCGAAGAUUUUACGUCGAUCAGUACAUUUCGGAUUGAAUUUUUUUGUAAGAUUAGUUAUUUUUUUUGUAAGAUUAGUUAUUUAGUUUUGUCGGAGAUGAUUCCGGUUGGGGGAAUUACGUGUUGCCUGAGUGCUGCGGCGCUAUAUCUUCUGGGGAGGAGCAGUGGAAGAGAUGCUGAUGUUCUGAAGUCUGUCACUCGAGUGAAUCAGUUGAAGGACUUGGCUCAAUUAUUGGAUGCGGCAAGCAAAGUGCUGCCGCUGGUUGUCUCUGUGUCAGGGAGAGUUGGCUCGGAGACACCUAUUAAUUGCGAGUACAGUGGUUUACGGGGUGUAAUUGUCGAACAGACGGCAGAGCAGCAUUUUCUGAAACACAAUGAUGCCGGAUCUUGGAUACAAGAUUCAGCUUUGAUGUUGUCCAUGUGUAAAGAAGUUCCCUGGUAUCUUGAUGAUGGUACAAGUCGUGUCCACGUUGUUGGAGGACGUGGUGCCACAGGUUUGGUGCUUACAGUAGGAAGUGAAGUGUUUGAAGAGUCUGGACGAUCACUAGUGCGUGGAACAUUGGAUUAUCUUCAGGGCCUAAAGAUGCUUGGAGUCAAGAGAAUUGAACGUGUCCUGCCUACUGGCACGCCCUUGACAAUUGUCGGCGAGGCUGUUAAGGAUGAUAUUGGGUCGGUUCGAAUCCAGCGACCACAUAAAGGCCCUUUUUAUGUCUCUGACAAAACUAUUGAUCAACUGAUUGCGAAUCUUGGGAAAUGGUCAAGAUUGUACAAGUUUGCAUCAUUGGGUCUCUCAUUGUUCGGGGUUUAUCUUGUUGCUAAGCAUGCAUUCCAAUUUAUCAUGGAGAGAAGACGUCAUUGGGAAAUGCGAAAGAGGGUUCUUGCUGCUGCAGCUAAGAAGGCUGCUGGGCAAGAGGAAGGAGCAGAUUUAAAUGGCAAGGCUGAGAGUGGAUCAGAAAACACCAAUAAAGACAGACUCAUGCCAGAUUUAUGUGUGAUAUGUUUGGAGCAAGAAUACAAUUCCGUUUUUGUCCCGUGUGGCCAUAUGUGCUGUUGUAUGACAUGUUCUUUGCACCUGACGAACUGUCCACUAUGUCGAAGACGGAUUGAGCAAGUGGUGAGGACUUUCCGGCACUGAGAUGGCUGCUCGAAUACAUCCCCCUCGCAUUGCAUAUCCUGUUGCAUACCGUUGUUGUGAGUGGUUAUCUGGAUCUGCUCAUCUUUCUUGUACUAGUGUUAUAGAUUUAUCUCCCUUUAAACUGUACAUAGAGAGAGCACCAAAUUCAUGGUACAUGCGUGACCAUGCGUCGAAUACUAUGGUUUUGGAAUUAAACCCUAAUGUUGUUUAAUUUAAUGUAGAUUGGAGAAUCUCUACCGCAGUGCGGAGUACUAUAUUGAACUUAGCUAUUUUUGUAUCGAAUGCAUUAUUACAAUUCCCAGUGUUUUAA
This is a messenger RNA of Salvia splendens (bonfire salvia), 1753 nucleotides long. RefSeq names its product E3 ubiquitin-protein ligase SP1. Bases 406 to 1443 code for a protein of 345 amino acids. Gene Ontology annotation, biological process: organelle organization; protein ubiquitination. The record is from RefSeq and is a predicted model, not a curated record. Lineage: Eukaryota; Viridiplantae; Streptophyta; Magnoliopsida; Lamiales; Lamiaceae. The transcript is spliced from 11 exons. Gene Ontology annotation, molecular function: ubiquitin-protein transferase activity.